AUGGCACCGCGGCGUCACGCGAACGGCCACGCUGGUGUUGUACUAAUGGAGAACGGAGGCGGAGGCGGCGGUGGCGGUGGAGGAGCCGGUGGCGGUGUCUUGAACGACACGAUGGAGAACAACCUGCUAACACAGAAUCAGACGACCCGUUGUUGCACGCCUACCGGCGAGUGCCUCCGGGGUGAUGCUUUAAUUCGCUUGAACGCUCUGCACGACGCGGUCAAGGUGACGUGCAACAACGAGAGCUGCCCGGUCGGCCAGUUCAUGCAUCGCGAGUGUUUCGACGCCUGGGAGCAAACGGUGCUCACCUACUUGAAGACGUGCGGACGGGCCCGUAGCUGGUCCGAGCGGCAACGCCAUCAGAACCUCUGGACGAAAAAGGGUUACGAUCUGGCGUUUAAGGCGUGCGGCUGCCGUUGCGGCCGCGGACACUUGAAGAAAGAUCUCGAUUGGAUCCCACCGGGAAGCGGGAACGCCACCGGCAACAGACAGGACGAGAACGAGGCGAAGAAGAAGAAACGUCGCAAUCGUCAGAACACCAGGCCAACGCUGGCCGUUUCCGCUGGACCGCCCAGCCAUGGCAAUCACGUUUCGGCGAACGGUCGCGGUGCAACCGAGGCGCAGUUGAUCGAAUCCAGCCGUGGAAGAGCUGGCUCGCUCUCGUCCAGCACCGGUUCCAGCUCACCACCGGCCACCAGCGAACCCAGCGUCAGCCCCCUUCAUCAGCCUCAGGUCAUCAUGAAGAAGAAGAGCAAGAUUGACUUCUUCAGCGAUCGGGCCCGGUAAGUGUAUCCUCCUCUCUUUUCUCUUUUAUCACUCUCUACUUGCCCGUUUUUGCCGGUUUUUAGCGUUUAUCAACUGUUCAGAUACGUUGAUCAACUUUCUCUCUCUUUUUUUUUUUUUUUUUUUUCCAUGGAUAAGUCGCUUGUUCUUCAGGAAUUGA
Messenger RNA from Heterotrigona itama, 943 nucleotides. NCBI's taxonomy places the organism in Eukaryota, Metazoa, Arthropoda, Insecta, Hymenoptera, Apidae. The record is from the annotation of a GenBank genome assembly.